This is a messenger RNA of Seminavis robusta, 1191 nucleotides long. The record is from the annotation of a GenBank genome assembly. Lineage: Eukaryota; Bacillariophyta; Bacillariophyceae; Naviculales; Naviculaceae.
AUGUCUUCUGAUACUAUUGCAAGUAGUUCUGGUAUUGGCGCUACUAUUGGUGGUGGUGCUGCUGCUGCUGCCAAUAGUAAGAAACAGACGAUGUCUCCUCCCUUCGAAUCUCUUCUGUUGGACAAAAAUAAUGAGAUUUCAAUCCAAUGCAUUCUUCCCUUUGUUGGUGUUGGACAGUAUGCCUUUAUUGGAGCUGGCAACAAGAAGAUGAAGCAGCUAUACAAAGAGUACUGUGAAACUGAACUCAAGAAACAUCCAAGAGAGGUAAAAUAUUACCCUGGAGAGUAUCCUUACAAGCGCUCUGCAGAAGUCACAGAUACUCUUUGCAGUGAAACAUUCUGUAACCACCCAUGUGCAGAAUACUGGCUCAAGGACAAUUCCAGCAAUAAGAGACCUGAUCAUUAUCAUGUUUGCACUGCCAUUGCCAAAAUUGGAAGUAUUACUCUCAUGAAGUGGGCACGACAAAAGGGAUUCCCAUGGAAUGAGCAGACAUGUGCUGGAGCGGCUAGAAAUGGACAUUUUGAAUUACUCCGAUGGUUAAGAGAGAAUGGUUGUCCAUGGAAUGCAGAUACAUGUGGGGCUGCUGCUGGAAAUGGCCACUUGGAUAUUUUGAAGUGGGCUCGCGCUGCUAAAGGUGGCCACUUGGACAUUUUGAAGUGGGCUCGCGAAAAUGGUUGUCCAUGGGGUACCAGCACAUGCUUAGGCGCUGCUCGAAAUGGACAUUUGGAGAUUUUGAAGUGGGCUCGUGAAAAUGGUUGUCCAUGGAAUGAAGGUACAUGUGCCUAUGCUGCUGAAAAUGGUCAUUUGGAAAUUUUGAAGUGGGCUCGCGAAAAUGGCUGUGCAUGGAAUGAAGAGACCUGUUUCUAUGCUGCUGUUGGUGGCCAUUUGGAAAUUCUAAAGUGGGCUCGUGAAAAUGAUUGUCCAUGGAAUGAACGGGCAUGCUCAGGCGCUGCUAAAGGCGGCCACUUGGAAAUUUUGAAGUGGGCUCGUGAAAAUGGUUGUCCAUGGGGUACCAGCACAUGCUUAGGCGCUGCUCGAAAUGGACAUUUGGAGAUUUUGAAGUGGGCUCGUGAAAACGAUUGUCCACGGAAUGCAGAGACAUAUCAUUAUGCCCGGGUGAAUAACCAAAGUGAAGUGCUCCAGUGGCCACGUGACAAUGGCUGCCCUGGGGAUCUUGAUGAAGGACACUAA